AUGGACGGUCAUCCUACAGAAACAGCGGCCCUGAUACAACGUCCAUCUGAAACUCUAGAAUCCAACUCGAGAUUCACCCCCUCCCAAAAACGCCUGAUCAUCCUAGCCGCAUCCCUAGCAUCGGCUUUCUCCCCUCUCUCCUCAAACAUCUAUUAUCCAGCACUCAACAGCCUCGCGUCCGAUCUCCACGUCACGCCCUCCCAAAUCAACCUCACUAUUACAACUUACAUGAUCUGCCAAUCCCUGUCUCCAACCCUAACCGCCACGCUCUCCGAUACGUCUGGCCGCCGCCCCGCCUAUAUCCUUUGCUUCACGCUCUACAUCAUCUCCAACAUCUCACUCGCACUCUGCAAAACCUAUCCGUCCUUGCUGGCUCUCCGCGCCCUACAAAGUACCGGGAUAAGCGGGACAGUUGCGCUCUCGGCUGCUGUUGCAGCUGAUAUCAUUACGCCCGACGAGAGGGGGAAGUACAUGGGAUUUACCUCGCUGGGGAAUAUUCUUGCGCCAUCUCUUGGACCCAUUCUGGGUGGGGUUUUAAGUGAGAGUCGGUUUGGGUGGAGGGGCGUCUUCUGGUUUCUGGCGCUGGGCGGAGGUGUAGUCCUUCUAGGGCUGGUGGGUUUGUUUCCUGAGACGAAGACCGAAACAAAGAAAAGGAGACAACGCCCAGAAGCGGCAACAGCAUCAGCAGAAGAAGAGGAGGAGGAAGAAGAAGAAGAAGAAACAAGAAGCCAGAAGAGAAAGCUCGUACUCGCCGUCCCCAAUCCGCUUAACUCCCUACGGAUGUUAUUCCACUUUCCCACAGGGCUGAUUCUACUCGCGAAUGGGAUUGUUUUCGCGAGUUACUAUGCCGUAACAGCAGGGAUUCCCGCACAGUUCAAACAGAUCUAUGGUCUUUCGGAAAUGGGAAUCGGAUUUGUCUUUAUACCUACAGGACUUGGGUCGUUGCUAUCCGCGGCGUUUAACGGGGUGGUUGUUGAUUGGAAUUAUAGACGGUCGAGGGAUCAAUACAUCCAGGAGGUUUCUAAUAUGAGUGAGAACUCAGGUGCAGAUACGAAUAUGGAAAAGUUUCCUAUCGAGCGAGCACGGCUUCAGAUUGGUGCCCCAAUGACAGUAUCUUCCACCCUUGCUGAGUAA
Aspergillus puulaauensis is the source of this 1134-nucleotide messenger RNA. Its product is annotated as putative MFS efflux transporter. The transcript is spliced from 2 exons. Gene Ontology annotation, molecular function: transmembrane transporter activity. Bases 1 to 1134 code for a protein of 377 amino acids. The record is from RefSeq and is a predicted model, not a curated record. Gene Ontology annotation, biological process: transmembrane transport. NCBI's taxonomy places the organism in Eukaryota, Fungi, Ascomycota, Eurotiomycetes, Eurotiales, Aspergillaceae.